Molecule: messenger RNA, 240 nt
Organism: Echinostoma caproni
Lineage: Eukaryota; Metazoa; Platyhelminthes; Trematoda; Plagiorchiida; Echinostomatidae
Source: the annotation of a GenBank genome assembly
AUGGGUGAUGGUAGUAGUAGUCACUGUGCUGGCAGUGGUGGUGGUGCUGGAGAUGGUGAUGAUGGAUGGUGCGUCGUUUAUAUAGUCAGCUUGCAAACACUCAACACUACUGCUGCCGCUUCUUCUUCUUCUGCUGAUGCUGCUGUUGUUGCUGCUGCUGCUGUUGCUGCUGCUGCUGUUGCUGCUGCUGCUGUUGCUGCUGCUGCUGUUGCUGCUGCUGCUGCAAUCACUGAGCAAUAA